AUGAUUGUUGAGGAAGGAGACCGGCCUGGAGGGGCUAGCUACUUUCCACACCGACAGAAACAAAGAACUCAGAGGAACAGAAACGAUUCAUGUGGGUUUGGAAACAUCAUCUCCAAAAGUGAUCUGGUUCAUUCAGGACCUCCUGAGGUCUUCCAGCUGAGAACAAAGAAAGAGAAGAUUGGUCGUCUGACCACAGUAGCUGUUGGUGAAAGACACAAAAGCAAAGCACAUAAAACCAUCCUGCUUGUUGGAGAAACAGGAGCCGGAAAAUCCACUCUAGUCAACGCUCUGUUCAACUACGCCGUGGGAGUGAAGUUUGAGGAUGAAAUCUGGUUUCAGGUCGUGGAGGAGGACAGAAGUCAGACGUCAGAUGUGAUUGUUUAUGAGAUCUUUGGUUUUCAGGACCAGACUCUGCCGUUCUCUCUGACCGUCAUCGAUACUCCUGGAUAUGGAGACCCACAAUCGCCCGGUCAUAAUACCAGGAUCAACCAGCAAUUAGUGGAGUUAUUCCAGUCAGAUGGUGGCAUUCAGGAAGUUCAUGCAGUAGGUCUGGUCAUGAAGGAGGAGGAGAGUUCAGUAAACGACCAGCUGAAGUACAUCUAUGAUGUUAUUUUGUCUCAGUUUGGAAAAGAUGUGGAGAACAACAUCGUAGCUCUCAUGACAAACUCAACUGGAAAACCACCUAAAAAAGUUCUUGAAGCUCUUGAAGCUUCAAACAUUAAAUGUGCCAAAAAUGAGAAGAAUCAAGCUGCCUGCUUCCAGUUUGAUAACUGCCAGGAUGAGGAGCGAACAGAAGAUUCAGAAUUAUCUAUAGAGAAUGCUUGGAGAGUAACAGAGAGAGGAAUGAGACAGUUCACAGCCUUUCUGGGUAGAUCUUCCCCUCAGCAGCUGAAGGUCCUGACAGCAGAGCAGAAAGAACGGCUCAGACUGACGGCCUGCAUCCAAAACCUGCUGGAGAGAAUCAGGUUCACUGAGUUAAAGCUCAGAGAUGUAGAAAUGAUUCAAUGGGUUCUUUGGAACAGCAAAGACAAGAUGAAAAGUUAUCAGAGGUUUACUGUCAGCAUUCCUGAGACCUACAAAGAAGAAGAACCUCUCAACGAUUCAAGGUGUGGUUUUGAGACGGCCGUCUGCUGCCUUGUCUGUCUGGAGAACUGCCACUACCCUGGAUGCACAGAGGCUCCAGAUGCUCAGCAGUGUGAGGUGAUGAGGGGGGAGGACUGUUCUUCAUGUACCAACAAGUGUCCCGUGUCAGACCAUAGUAAUGGCAGCACCCUGUGGUAA
Molecule: messenger RNA, 1281 nt
Organism: Fundulus heteroclitus (mummichog)
Lineage: Eukaryota; Metazoa; Chordata; Actinopteri; Cyprinodontiformes; Fundulidae
Exons: 4
Coding region: 1-1281 (426 amino acids)
Molecular function (GO): GTP binding
Source: RefSeq, a predicted model, not a curated record